Molecule: messenger RNA, 1968 nt
Organism: Fraxinus pennsylvanica
Lineage: Eukaryota; Viridiplantae; Streptophyta; Magnoliopsida; Lamiales; Oleaceae
Source: the annotation of a GenBank genome assembly
AUGGCUGAAGGAAUACUGGUUGCUCUAAGGUCUCUAAUGGCCUCUCACUCUCCCAAACUCGAUGCUCUUAUCGUUCCGUCCGAAGAUUAUCAUCAGAGUGAGUAUGUAUCCGAGCGGGACAAAAGGCGUGAAUUUGUAUCUGGAUUCACCGGCAGUGCGGGCUUGGCACUUAUAACAGCGAAUGAAGCCUUAUUGUGGACAGAUGGAAGGUAUUUUUUGCAGGCAUCACAGCAGCUUGGUGGACAGUGGAAGCUAAUGCGCAUGGGGGAAGACCCAGCUGUUGAUAUUUGGAUGGCAGAUAAUCUACCAAAAGAUGCAGCUAUUGGCGUUGAUCCCUGGUGUGUAUCAGUUGACACUGCACAGAGAUGGGAGCAUGCUUUCGCUAAGAAACAACAAAAGUUGGUCCAGACAUCCUCAAACUUGGUUGAUGAAGUUUGGAAAAGUAGACCUCCACUGGAAAUUAAUCCUGUUAUUGUCCAUCCACUAGAAUUUUCUGGUCGUUCUGUUCAAGAAAAGUUGAAGGAUUUGAGGGAAAAGCUUGUUCAGGAAAAAGCUCGUGCUAUCAUAAUAACCGCUCUUGAUGAGGUUGCUUGGUUGUAUAAUAUUCGUGGAACUGAUGUUUCCUACUGCCCCGUUGUUCAUGCGUAUGCUAUCGUAACGCUAGCUUCAGCUUUCUUUUACGUGGACAAGAGAAAGAUAUCUUCGGAGACAAGCUCUUACAUGUUGAAAAAUGGAAUUGAAGUGCGGGAUUACAGUGCCGUGAGUUCGGAUGUGGUUUUACUUGCAUCUGACCAGCUCACUCCUUCCAGUUCAGCCAUAAAAGCUGAACACGACAUUCCAAAGAAAAUAGACAGCAAUUCUCAUGAGGCUGGGAAUGAUAAUGUGGAAGAAGAGAGUAGUAAUAACCUUGUAUGGGUUGAUGGUACAUGCUGCUUUGCUUUGUAUUCAAAAUUGAACGUGGAUGAGGUUCUCAAGCGUCCAUCACCUUUAGGCCUUGCCAAAGCCCUAAAGAAUCCUGUUGAGAUGGAUGGAUUGAAGAAUGCACACAUUCGGGAUGGUGCAGCUGUUGUGCAGUUUCUUAUUUGGCUGGACAAGCAGAUGCAGGAAUUUUAUGGGGCUUCUGGAUAUUUCAUUGAGGGUGACAGUGUCAAGAAGAAUGACCAACCGAAAUCCGUGAAACUGACUGAAGUGUCUGUAAGUGACAAGCUAGAGGAGUUCCGUGCAUCUAAACAGCAUUUUAGGGGGUUGAGUUUCCCAACAAUUUCAUCAGUUGGUCCAAAUGGGGCAAUAAUCCAUUAUUGUCCAACGGUGGAAUCAUGUGCUGAACUUGAUCCAAAUAGCAUGUACCUAUUCGAUUCAGGAGCUCAGUAUCUAGAUGGAACAACUGAUAUAACCCGGACAGUUCAUUUUGGAAAACCUACUUCUCAUGAGAAAGCAUGUUAUACUGCGGUUCUCAAAGGUCAUAUUGGAUUGGGGAAUGCUCGCUUUCCUAAUGGAACCACUGGGCAUACUCUCGAUAUUCUUGCACGGGUCCCUUUGUGGAAGGAUGGUCUUGACUACAGACACGGUACUGGUCAUGGAAUUGGGUCUUACCUAAAUGUUCACGAAGGACCGCAUCAAAUUAGUUUCAGACCACCUGCUCGGAAUGUACCAUUACAACCUUCAAUGACUGUUACGGAUGAACCUGGUUAUUACGAGGAUGGGAGCUUUGGUAUAAGAUUGGAAAAUGUGCUGAUAAUAAAGGAGGCUGACACAAAGUUCAAUUUUGGCGACAAAGGCUACUUGUCAUUUGAGCAUAUAACAUGGGCGCCAUAUCAAAGGAAGUUGAUUGACGCGAGCCUUCUCGUUGCUGAAGAAAUUGAAUGGUUGAAUAACUACAAUUCCAAGUGCAGGGAAAUCCUUGCACCGUACCUGAAUGCAACCGAGAUGGAAUGGCUUAAGCAAGCUACCGAGCCUAUUGAUGCUUGA